AGGGCGGCGGCGGGGGCCGCCAUGGGCUGGUGGGGCGGCGCGGGGAGGGCGGCGGCGGCGGCGCUCCGGAGGCUCCGAGGCCCCCGGUGCGGCCUGGGCCCCCGGUACGGCCUGGGCCCCCGGUACAGCCUGGGCCGGGCCCCGCCGCCGCCCGCCGCCUCCGACCUGGAGCGGGCGGACGCUUGGCUGCUGCGGAAAGCGCUGGAGGGCGGUCUCCUUUCCUGGUACCGUAACGGGCUCCUGGCCACCGGCGUCGGCGUCAUCUCCUACGCCCAGAGCGACACGGGCCGCGACGCUGCCUACGGUUUUUUCAUCCUGGGGGGCCUGUGCGUUUCCUACGGGGCCGGUUCCUACCUGGUGAACCUGGUGCUGCUGCGCCGCCCCAUGAUGCUGCCGGCGCCCACGGCCGCCGCCAACGCCGCCGCCGCCGCGCUGCUCGCCCUGCUCUGGCUCUGCGCCCUCUCCCUCUACGUUGGCCGCUUGGAGGUGGAGAUCGUCCCCGAGGAGCCCCCCGAAAAGUGACGGGGGGGGGGGCUGGGGGGGGGCUGAGGGGGGCUGGGGGACACACCCUUGUUUAUAGAGAAAAUAACCCCUGAGGGGUGAGAAACUGCCCUGGGGGAGGGAAAAAAACAGCGGGGGGGGGGGGGGGAACACGACAUUAACACCCCACCUGUGAGAAUUAAAAGCUCCUUGGGAGGAUUAAACCCCCCCAGGAGGAUUAGAAGCUUCUUGGGAGGAUUAACCCCCCCACCCCAGGAGGAUUAACCCCCCCCCCAGAGGAUUAAAAGCUACUUGGGAGUAUUAAAAAUCCUCCCCCCCCCGAGGAUUAAAAGCUCCUGGGGAGGAUUAAAUCCCCCCCUCCCAGCAGAUUUAAAACCAUUUUGGGAGAACCAAGCCACCCUAAAAAGAUUAAAACCACCCUGGGGGGAUUAAACUGCCCCCCCAGGGGAUUAAAUCCCAUCCCAGGAGGAUUAAAAGAUGCCCUGGGAUGAUUAAACCCCCCCCCCCCCAGAGAAUUAAAAUUCCCCAGGAGGUUUCAAUCCCCCCCCGGGGAGGAUCAAAAACACCCGGGGGGGUUGGAUUAAAAUCCAAUCCACACCCCACCCCACACCCCCCCCUCAAAAUGCUGGGGUUUUUCAGCAAAACCCUCCAGUUUUGGCUGCUUUGUAUUUAUUCAUUCACCCUGGGGGUGGGGAUCAGCACCCUCCCGGGGCCUUUGCUGUGCCUGCUGUUUGCACCCUCAUUCCUGCUGUGAAAAACAAGGGUUUUGAGCAAAACUCGCCUCCGUGUGGCUCCGCUCUGGGGGUUUUAUGAAAAAAUGAGCAUUUCUUCAGGCACAGUGGCAGAAACAAGCGUUUUCGGCCCCGUUUUUGCAGCCCCUCUGGUCAGCACGGGGAAACGGGGCGGAGGAGCCGGGCUGGGAAAUAAAAAAGGUGGAAAAAGC
This is a messenger RNA of Tyto alba (common barn owl), 1444 nucleotides long. It is a transcript of the gene TMEM160, whose product is annotated as transmembrane protein 160. The transcript is spliced from 3 exons. NCBI's taxonomy places the organism in Eukaryota, Metazoa, Chordata, Aves, Strigiformes, Tytonidae. The record is from RefSeq and is a predicted model, not a curated record. The coding region runs from base 22 to 522 and encodes 166 amino acids.